Messenger RNA from Dicentrarchus labrax (European seabass), 7837 nucleotides. It is a transcript of the gene pak4, whose product is annotated as p21 protein (Cdc42/Rac)-activated kinase 4. Bases 367 to 2358 code for a protein of 663 amino acids. Gene Ontology annotation, biological process: protein phosphorylation. Gene Ontology annotation, molecular function: ATP binding; protein serine/threonine kinase activity. Lineage: Eukaryota; Metazoa; Chordata; Actinopteri; Moronidae. The transcript is spliced from 11 exons. The record is from RefSeq and is a predicted model, not a curated record.
UGACGUCAUGAUACUGGGCCGCUGAAACCAUAGGAAUGCGACACACUUUGUAUGUACAGCCCAAAGCUAGAGCACUACCACAGUUAGUCCGUGUGUCUGUUGUCUGUGUUUCUGUCUGUUGUCUGUCACCGUGUCCGUUGUUUCGGGUCUGUUUCGUUAUGACGACGGUACCGACGGUUUAACGGAGUCACCUUUUCUUCGCGGAAACAACUUUUGUUGCUGCAGGGAGUCUGUGUUUUCUCUCCCCCCUUCCUCUCUUUCCUCGUCCUCGGCUGCGUUUCCGACAUGAGAUCAGGUGGAUAGUGUGUGCUGCUGUUGGCCAAACUAGAAGUCUGAUGCUCGGCUGCAGCUGCCUCAGCCGCCAUCAUGUUCACCAAAAAGAAGAAGUCUCGUAUCCAGAUCUCCGCUCCGUCUAACUUUGAGCACCGCGUACAUACAGACUUUGACGAGCAGGAGCAGAAGUUUGUCGGGUUGCCGCGGCAAUGGCAGUCGCUCAUCGAAGACACAGCCAAAAGGCCCAAACCGUUCAUCGAUGUGACUGUCAUCACUACUGUAGAGCCACGCAAGACUAUUGUACGUGGCAGCAAACUCGGAGUGGACGGCUCUCUGACGUGGCUGCUGGAUGAGUUUGACACCAUGUCUGUGACUCGCUCCAACUCCCUGCGACGAGGCAGCCCUCCCACCCAGCCCCGCAAGGACUCUACCUCUUCAGGAGGAGGAGGGCAGGAGAACGGAGAUCCUCACCACAGACACUACUCUCACUCAGACAGACAAGACAGAGACAGACCCAGACCAGACCACCAUAGUGAAGGAGAUCCCCGCCAGGGUCAGCGUGCAGUCCGUCUUCCUCAGUUGGACGACGGAGUCCAGGGUCGACCCCAGCAGCAGCCCCGGGGCCAAGAGCCAAGCCGGGCCCACAGGGACAGGCCAGGCUCCGGCCCCCCUCCUCCCCCUCACAGAGACAGAGCGCAUCGGGACCGGGACCAGGAGCAGGUCGUUCACAGAGAUCAACCCAGUGACCACAGGCCAAAGUCUAGCUACGUGCCACGGGAUGGCAGCCCUCAGUCUCCCAGGGACAAGAGGCCUCUCUCUGGGCCCAACAUCCGCACCCCAAACCUGCCAGUAACGGAGGGGGUGAUGAAGACUGCCCAGCAGACAACACGGCCAUUUAACACCUACCCAAGGACAGACAGUGAGGGCGGACGCAGCCCCACAGGACAGCCGGGUCGACACCAUGAAUCCUCUCCUCAAAAUGGCCCCUCCGGCGGCUCCGCCCGAGGGUCCUCCGGCUCCAAGCCCCCUGUAAGCCACCCUCACCCUCAUCACACUUCCCACCCAAGCCUGACCUCUGAGGCCACCCAGAACCCACACACCCCUCACCCCAAUGUUCCAGCCCCGCGACCUCCUGUGCCCUCUGGGCCCCCAGCAUCAAGUGCUCCAUCUCAGGGCCGCUCUCCGCAGAGGGAGCCCCAGAGGGUUUCCCAUGAGCAGUUCAGAGCGGCGCUACAGAUGGUGGUAGAUCCUGGUGAUCCGCGUACCUACCUGGACCACUACAUUAAGAUAGGGGAAGGGUCCACGGGCAUCGUGUGUAUCGCCACAGUGAAGACCACAGGGAAACUGGUCGCUGUGAAGAAGAUGGACCUGAGGAAACAACAGCGCAGAGAACUCCUCUUCAACGAGGUGGUAAUCAUGCGGGACUAUCACCAUGAGAACGUGGUGGAGAUGUACAACAGCUACCUGGUGGGAGACGAGCUCUGGGUCGUCAUGGAGUUCCUGGAGGGAGGAGCUCUCACUGACAUUGUGACACACACCAGGAUGAACGAGGAGCAGAUUGCUACAGUGUGUUUGUCUGUCCUGAAGGCCUUGUCUGUCCUCCACACACAGGGUGUGAUCCACAGAGACAUCAAGAGUGACUCCAUCCUCCUCACUCAUGACGGCCGGGUGAAGCUGUCAGACUUCGGCUUCUGUGCUCAGGUGUCUAAGGAAGUGCAGAGAAGGAAGUCUCUGGUUGGAACACCGUACUGGAUGGCACCAGAGCUCAUAUCCAGACUGCCUUAUGGACCAGAGGUGGAUAUCUGGUCUCUGGGUAUCAUGGUCAUAGAGAUGGUUGAUGGGGAGCCGCCGUACUUCAAUGAGCCGCCACUCAAAGCCAUGAAAAUGAUUCGAGACAACCUGCCUCCCAAACUGAAGAACCUGCACAAGGUCUCCCCUCUGCUCAAGGGCUUCCUGGACAGGAUGUUGGUGCGAGACCCGGCUCAGAGGGCCACAGCCAGCGAGCUCCUCAAGCACCCCUUCCUGACGAAGGCAGGUCCACCGUCCUGCAUCGUCCCUCUGAUGAGGCAGAACAGGAUGAGAUGAGACACUAUGUGACACUGAGACCUCCAGACACUGGAGGGCGGGCAGCGCGUGCAGGUUCAGAUGGAACAGAAUACUCCUGCACACAGAGGAAGGGCCCACAGAGGUCAGAGGUCACAGACGAGAGGGCUGAAAACUCUCGGGAAAGUGCUGUGAGCUGCAAAGUGUAAAGUGGGUGUGCAGGAGUAUUCUAUUUUUCUUAUGUGAAUCACUGAACUGUGGGGAGUGUACUCCCUCAAUAAGAGGCAAUAAGGCGGUGUGUGUGUGUGUGUGUGUGUGUGUGUGUGUGUGUGUGUGUGUGUGUGUGUGUGUGUGUGUGUGUGUGUGUGUGUGUGCGCGUGUGUGUGUGUGUGUGCGUGUAUGUGUGUAAGCAUAUGUUGCCAACACUGUUGACGACAGUGUUUUAUGGCUCAUACGUGUGUGAGCUCUAUCUUGCGGAGAGAGAAGAGCGGAGAAGCCACAACUUGCCUGUUGAGUGUUUUUUUUUAGCCCAUUUCUUGUAAACAUUUUUGUUUUAACUGAUCAGGUCCUGACAUGGAAAGAUUACGGACUGAGGCUGUUUUUAUUUUUCCAUUUGGACCUUACCUGGAUUUCAAGUGUGAAGGUGGGGUUUUGCACACUAAUCAGAUGCUUUGAAGGAGCCGUGAGCCCACUGGCUGAUUUUAGAGAGAGAGAGAGAGAGAGAGAGAGAGAGAGACAUUUUAUCUCACUAUCUGGAAGCCAAACUUUUUCACUACAAGGACUUCUCUCACGGACGGAUCCUCGCCACGCCCAGAACUUACUACUGAGGGAGGAAAUCUCUUUUUGGGACUCUUAUUUUGUAGCCAAAUAAAUACUAGCUUCCUGUUGUAAACAAGCAAACAUACACUACGUCGAAAGGUAAACACUGGAGUUGUGUUUUUUUUAACAGAUGAAUUUUUCUCUUAUUUCCUCUUUAUUUUCCUGUGUAAGUACAAUGAACAUAGAGAGAUAUAUAUCAGCUUUGAUGUUUUACUAUCUCUAUUUUGUGAUUGUUUUAUUAUUAUGAUUUCCUGGUUUAUUUUAGAGAGAGAUGUGAUGAUUUUUGAAGCACUGUCGAGGAGAGAUAGAAGCUGCACUCCCAGGUUGAUUCCAGCAAGAAGAUAAAUAGACACUAGACAUUUUAUUUUGGUUUCUUUUUUUAGACCCGAUCAAGUAGAACUUUUGGACUUUAAACCUCGGUGGUCAAGAUGCCACUCGGAGCAGGAAAGGUUUUACAGAAGCAUUAAAAGCAGAGAGAAAUGAAGAAUACACCCCCUUUUAAAGUGUAAUGGGUAUAAUAGAUCCUACCCCUGUUGAAGCAUUUAUUCUUUUUCUCUUUAGAAGAGUUGGCUUUCCCCCCACCCUCUUUUUAACUAUGUUAACUAUGUCGGCUGAUUUAUGGUAGAAAAUGAACAUGAGCUAUUUUUUAGGCAACCAGCGAGUUGUUUUUAGUCUGUGGUAAAUGUCCGCUUCCUUACAACGUCAUCAACACAGCAGCUGCUGCUGAUGUGCAGGAGUGUUCGUAUCAUGUUGAAUCAAUUAAUGUUUGAUUGCCUAGUUAAUGCAUCACAGCGCUCCUGCAUCCACCUCAUCGUGUGGGACGUGUGACAUUAGCAAACAGUAGUCUUUGUCAUCUGGUGAAAACCUUAUUUAUUAGCGACAAAGAAAAAAACCCUACUCAAAAUCACACGCAGAAAGGAGUGUGACAGAUCAGCAAGAAAAGCUGCUUUGUUUGGAUUAAUAUCUCCAAGGAAUUGCAUCUGUUAAGCUCCUAAGGUGUGAAUGUCUGAAUUCAUGUGUGUUCUGUGAAAGUGGCCCAUUAGACCGAAAGAUAACAGAAGUACUUAGAAAGCAGGAAACACUUUAGUGAAGAACAGCAGCUAAUAAUAUACACAUGCAUGCAUGAGCUAAAAAAAAAUGUAUGAGACCUGCGUCAACUUGUUCUGGAUGUCACUGAGGGAGAAUAAAUGCCUCAGUUAAUUUUCUAAUAGAAAAUAAUCCCAAAUAAUCAUCAGCCGUGUAAAAACUUAAACAUGAAAAUGUGUAUUUUUUUUUAGAGAUUUUGUUGAUUUACUGGAAACAGCUUUCAUGAUAAAAGUUAAUAACAAAGUACAAAGUAUAUGAGGCUUUUUCACAUCAACACAGAUCAGUCAUUUAAAAAUAAUGAUAAAAUAAACUCCUCUGAUUGUCCCCCCCGCCAGACAUCACCCAGCAGGCUGAAUGAAACCAUGGAGAAUUAAUUACAGUUCAGUUUGACCCAGGUCUUGUUAUUAUCCACCCACUUCUGCCCUGAUGUUCCUCGAGCUGGAAUCGGAGGCGUCUUUUAUCAGCCGACAGCCGUGGUUUCACACUGUUUCUCUAGCGAUGAACAGUCAUUUAUAUAGAAGAUGAAAUUAAAGAUAAGGCCGUUACUAAUUCAUGCCUCUCAAGGUAACACGACACAGAGAUGCACAUAAACAUGGCCUGCAGACACAUUCCCCCUCUCUAUGCCAAGGCUGCUGUUUCCAUUCCUUCUAUGUCUUCCAGUUCAGCUGCUGCAGAGAGCCUCCUCUCAUUAGACGAGAGCUCAUUCACGGAGCCUUUUUCACAACUGGUUUUAAAUACUGAACCCAGAAUACUUCCCACUAAUGUCGUGCUCUGAGAGUGAACGCAGAGAAACAUUUUCUCACACUUUGAGGAAUUUUGGAUGGUGAAGCACACUUGCUGUUCUCUUAUGUACUUUUCUACAUACAUAUACAGUAUAUUAAUAUAAAUAUACUGCUACUAAUCCUAUACUGCCGCUGUAGGUGCACUGUACUCCAGCUCUCCUGAUACAGUGAACAAUCAACGACUGAGGCCUUUUUUUUACGAAGAGUAGCAGCACAGAGGAAGUAGCUUUUAUUCCAAGCUGUUUGUUUUGUUGAUAAUAAUAUAAUAAUAACAAUGUUGAUAAUUUCUACAAAGCACAGCGAGCUACGGUUUAAAGAGAAAGAUGUGAGCAGUGAAUGAAACUCACUGUUAUCCUGUGUAUUAACACUGCAUAGCUGCUUUUCUUGGAAGAUCACUAACUACCGCAUAAAGCAGCAUUAUCCACCAGGAUGUUUGUCAUUGCGGUUACUGAGGUGAUGCUGGCUCCAUUAGGGCUGCACUGUAAACAGUAGAAAUACUUCCUUCCAGGCAUCAGUGUCUGUAACUUCAUGCUGUAGUCAUGUUUUCAAGUAGGUGAACUGUGUUGUCUCUGGACUCAGUGGACUCAUAUAACACAAUUAACAUUUCCUGCAUGCUGUUUUAGAAUCGGUGUGAGCAGAGAAAAUUUAGUUUUCUUUUCUUAGAAACGUGUAUCAUCGUGUUUACGUGCCCGGGCUGGUGGAGCUUCAGGACUAGUUUGUUUUGACUGCAGGCUCAAACGUAGGUUAAUUGUAAUCUUUGUCCCGGACACAAAACAUUCACUCAGAAGACAUUUCUGGUAGGCGUUUUGUACUUUGUCUCCUUGGCAGCUCGCAGACAGUAAAUCUUAGGCUGUGUCAGUUUUGUGGGUCUGGUCAAAAGUGGGACAAGCCAAUAAUGACUCACAGGUUACGAAACGUGUUGUCAUGUUUCAUGUUUAUAGUUUAUAAUCAGAGACACGAUGGCUGAGCUGAAAGAAACAAUAGACUGAAUGACAAUCAGCUGUAGUUCGAGUGGAUGAGACACUUUCUAUUUUGAGAGUGUUUUUCUUCAGAAUCUCAUAUUUGAAUAUCCCAUUUCUUUUAAAUCCAUUUUGGUUCAUCACUUACUAUGCUUUAAAUAAAACAGCUGUUGACUACAAAUAGACUUUAUAAUGAAGGUUAGGACCUGCCUCCUGCUAAAUGCUGGUAAAUGUGUUUCUUGCUGUUACUGUUUGAGAGGCCCUUGGGUGGCUGGCUAAUGGGAUUUAUACAUUUGAUAAUAUUGGGGCCAGUGAUAGGAAAAGAUAAUAAUCUGAGAUUCUGGGAAUCAGUAAUAUUAUGAGAAAAAAGUAAGUCCCAACGGAGUAAAAGUAGGCUGCUUUGAGAUCAAAGUGUCGUUAUGAUUAAAUUCAUUGGAUUACGUACAUGUUUUAGCAUUUCCUGAAAGUCUAAACUACAAACUACAGUCUUUACUUGUGUUUGGACUUUGCCUGCUGUGUCUGUUUGUUGACUCAUACAUCAUUUCCCCGAACUUGUUUCAUUUGAAUAUCCUAAAACCUGCGAUAAGAAGGUGUUUAUUGGUGAUAUUUCCUGUAAAUAGUUUUAUUUCCCAUAAAUUGUCAACUUUAGUCUCUGAAUAUUCAGACUUUAUCUUAAAAUGAACUCUUGGAUGAUUUAUUUUCCUAAUAGUGGCUCUGAAUACUCUGUUGUCCCUCAUCCUACCUGUAAACAAACACACUCUCUAUGGUAUUACAGACUCUAAUGUUGUUUAUCUUGAGCCUCAUCCCAACUUUUAUCAGUUUUCCUUUUGAUUUACAAUGUGAAAAUCCAAAAUCUGUUCACUCUACCUGUGGAUUGAUGUUAUUAGGUAGACUGUAACUACAUUGUUAUUGAAUCUACUGUUGUGUGUGUGUGUGUGUGCAUGGGAGUUCUGCGAGGGUAUGUUUGUAUGCAUAUUCAUGAGUUCAUGCCUUAACAUUUACAAUCACUACUCAACGGAUAAUGAGUCUGACUUGACACUACAACUGUUGGAGAGGAUGAAAGUUGACUUCCGUCACUCGUCUCUUCUCACCUUAAAAAGUCUUUUAAGUAACUUUGAUGUCGUUUUUGUGCCAAGUGCUGUUUGCGUCUUUUGGUUGAUGCGUUAAAAAAUUACAGCUCUCAUUAACAUUCCUGACAAGUUUCCAAAUUGCUGAGACCACUUUCAGAUUGAGGGUUUUUUCAGGGUGACUUUUUAUCUAACAAACGUGGUUACUGAGUGCCUCAAAGUCGGCGCUCUUCUCACCUCAGUUGAGUUUUGUCCGAAGGGAGGUUCGGUCCAAAGGGAUUUUUCCAGAAGCAAGGACGGCUGGGAUUCGUUUCUGUUCAGUACCUCCCUGCUUCACACCGCAGAGCUUCCAAAAGAUUUCUGUUGAUUUCUCUUAUUAGUCGCCAAUGAGCAGCUCCGGUGCUGCUGUUCAGGGUUUAGUGCCUUGCUUAGGGGCAUGUUUUGGGGAUUGUCCUGUUAACUGAGUAGUCUUGUUUCUUGGAAAAAAAACCCCCAACCCUUUCAGGACUGAGUGAACCACUACUGACCAACCAGCCUACUCUAUAAAAUAUGUGACAAAAAGAAACAGAUGAAUUCUUUCUCUCAUCGACUCGCCUCUUGUGUAAAAGCUGAUUUUUUUUUUUUUGUUGAUCUGUUGCAGUAUUGACAUGUUUUUGUCAAACAUCGGAUUCCAGCAACUGUUCCUGCACCAUCUUGUUUUUGUAAACUUCACUGGUAUUGUAAAAAAAAAACAUAGACUUCACUUUGCAAAUUUUACUUCUUUUUUUUUUUUUGUUUGUUUUGCAAAUACAGAUUUUGUAAAAGUCAA